Molecule: messenger RNA, 975 nt
Organism: Hermetia illucens (black soldier fly)
Lineage: Eukaryota; Metazoa; Arthropoda; Insecta; Diptera; Stratiomyidae
Product: ADP-ribose pyrophosphatase, mitochondrial
Exons: 3
Coding region: 31-927 (298 amino acids)
Molecular function (GO): ADP-ribose diphosphatase activity
Source: RefSeq, a predicted model, not a curated record
AUUCGAACUGUCACUUUUCUCUUCAAGGUUAUGUUUAUGUUUAUUUACCACAAAAUACUCUUCAUUUGCUGCUUUAUGUUUGUCAUGCUUAGUUCCACGGUCCGGCCAGGAAUUUUCAAACACAUUACAUGCCGCAAUGAUUUCUACCCAAGGAGCAAAGUAAAACGCUUUCCCGUACCGGAUGAACUUGUGUUUUGGAAAACGGACUAUCCAGACUAUGAUCCCCCCAAAUACACUUCGCCGGGAAUUAAAGGUCAAAGCUAUGCAGACCCAGAUGUGAAGGAUGCAUCGUUUCAUCCCGUUUGGAAUUCUCUGGACCGGGGGGUGAAUAGAGUGUCGCACGUUGGAGACUAUUCGGUGGUAGAUGGGUAUCCAAUCAAUCCAAUCGGGAGAACUGGGAUUGUCGGUCGUGGAUUGUUAGGAAGAUGGGGACCAAAUCAUGCUGCGGAUCCAGUCGUUACCCGGUGGAAGCGGGAUGAUACUGGAGAAUUUGUUUUGAAUUCCACUACCAGAAAGAAAAUUCUACAGAUGGUUACAAUUCAACGACAUGACAACAAAAAGUGGGCGAUUCCUGGAGGUAUGGUUGACCCUGGAGAGAAAGUUAGCACCACAUUGAAACGGGAAUUCAUGGAGGAAGCCCUGAAUACAUUUGGUGGACAAACUGUGAUCGAAGAAUUUUUUUCAACUGGUGUAGAAAUCUAUAAAGGAUAUGUUGAUGAUUAUCGAAAUACAGAUAACGCUUGGAUAGAAACUGUAGCUUGCAACUUUCAUGACGAAACCGGCGAUCGAGUAGGGAAACUCAAAUUAGAAGCUGGAGAUGAUGCAGCCAAAGUUAAAUGGUUAGAUUUAAAUCAUGAAGUAGAUCUACACGCAAAUCAUGCACAAAUUGUUGAAAUGGCUGUGAAAAGACUAGAUGCUCAUUGGUAAUGUAUGAACAGAAAAAUAAACCACAAUUUUGUUUACGUAAGACCUUAA